AUGAAGCUUUCAGUUGCCGUUACCUUCUUGUGCAUUGCUGCUACCUCAGCAUUUGCCCCAUCCCCUGCCAACAGAGCUGACACUCAACUUUUCAACGAUGCAAACCAAAAUGUUUUCGGAACCAAGUCUCUUGAGUGGGGAGGAAAUGAUAGUGAUCCAAGUGCCAAGACUGUUCGUCUGCGUGAUCGUUUGAACGAGGCUGAUACCGAACGUAGAAAGGCCGAGGAAGAAGCUGAUCGUCGCGAACGUGCUGCUGAAAUCGCCAGAGAAGAGCGUCUUGCCAAGAUCAAGUACAUGCAAGAUAUGCCUGAUUCUACCCCCGCCGGAACUGUUGAUGAAUUCAUGUUCAAGGAGGGUGUUCAAGAUCAACUUGACAAGCUCGACAAGGAGCUCGUUGGACUUGUCCCUGUCAAGCAACGUGUUAAGGAAAUUGCUGCUCUUCUUGUUCUUGAUAAGAUGCGCCGCAAGCUCGGUUUCGAGACCGCUGUUCCUUCCCUUCACAUGUGCUUCACUGGAGCUCCAGGAACUGGUAAGACCACUGUUGCCGUUAGAAUGGGACAAAUUCUAGCAAAGAUGGGAUACUCUCGCCGUGGACACGUUGUCCUUGCCACUCGUGAUGAUCUUGUUGGUCAAUACGUUGGACACACUGCCCCUAAGACAAAGGAAAUGAUCAAGAAGGCUAUGGGUGGUGUGUUGUUGGUCGAUGAGGCUUACUACUUGUACAAUGCUGCCAACGAUCGUGAUUACGGACAAGAAUCCAUUGAAAUUCUUCUUAACGUUAUGGAGACACAACAAGAUGAUCUUGUUGUUGCUCUUGCCGGAUACAAGGACCGCAUGGACACCUUCUUCUCCUACAUUCCCGGUAUGAUGUCUCGUAUUGGUAACCACGUCAAUUUCCCUAACUACAGUGCCGAUGAGCUUGUCGCUAUUGCUGCAGUUAUGGCUGAUCAAUUGGAAUACGACAUUGACCAAGCUGCCUACCCAGUCUUCAAGUCUUACAUCGAAAAGCGAAUGGAGUUGCCUUUCUUCUCCAAUGCCCGUACCGUCCGUAACGCCAUGGAUCGCGCCCGUAUGAACUCCGCCAUCAGAACUUUCGAACGCUUCGCAAUCAAUGGAGAGAACGGAGGAUGCUGCACAGUUGAGGACUUGAAGGCCAUCACUGCUUCUGACUUCCAAGUCUUGCUCGAUGACAUUCUCAAUGCCGAUUUGGACAAUCGCAUCUUUGCAUAA
Messenger RNA from Cylindrotheca closterium, 1230 nucleotides. NCBI's taxonomy places the organism in Eukaryota, Bacillariophyta, Bacillariophyceae, Bacillariales, Bacillariaceae. The record is from the annotation of a GenBank genome assembly.